Lodderomyces margitis is the source of this 1710-nucleotide messenger RNA. It is a transcript of the gene ABC1, whose product is annotated as protein kinase. Gene Ontology annotation, cellular component: extrinsic component of mitochondrial inner membrane. The record is from RefSeq and is a predicted model, not a curated record. Gene Ontology annotation, molecular function: kinase activity. The transcript has a single exon. Lineage: Eukaryota; Fungi; Ascomycota; Pichiomycetes; Serinales; Debaryomycetaceae. Gene Ontology annotation, biological process: ubiquinone biosynthetic process. The coding region runs from base 1 to 1710 and encodes 569 amino acids.
AUGUCGAUAAGCAAGAGAGUCUAUGAGAUCGCAGUUGUUACAAACACAUUUAUCAAUAUAGCCGAAGGAUCAGCCAAGAUUGUUUCCAAAGAUGUGUGUGAUUUCUACCACAACAGCAAUAUAAUAAACACUGUCAGAGGCCAAUGUGACUCUAGCAAAUCAAUGUGGGAUGAGGCAAGGUCUUUAUCGUUACACGCAAGAAGAGAAGCUGCUAAGAAAUCAAACGCGUUUAAUGGGUUUCAACAAGCACGCGCUUAUUCUACCAAAUCUUUCUACCCAGGUGAAGAUGUCAGUCUAGACACCACUACGUUACCUGUAAACACAGCUGUACCAGUGAAGGCAACUAUUAUUGAACCAGAGAAACCUAAAUUGAGAGAAUUUGAACUAACACAGAGUGAGAUACCUAGCUCGAGAUUAGCGAGAAUCUUCCAUUAUGGGUCAUUGGCUGCUAAUAUGAGUUUGAAUGCCGCUACGCAAGGUUUGAAGCAUUAUGCAUCAGGUAGUACAGAUCCAAUGACGAUGAAGUCGUUGUUUUUAUCACCAAAAAAUAUCGAAAGUAUGGCCAGAAAGUUUUCCAAAAUGAGAGGAGCUGCCUUGAAGAUUGGACAGAUGCUCUCUUUUCAAGAUGCAUCGAUAUUACCUAAAGAGGUGCAACAGAUUUUACUCCGGGUACAAAACUCCGCACAUUACAUGCCACCAGGACAGUUGGAAAGGGUCAUGGUUGGCGACUUGGGAAAGAGUUGGCGUGAACGUUUGUUCACUUCGUUUGAUGACGUACCAAUCGCUGCUGCUUCUAUUGGUCAAGUCCACACCGCUGUAACUGAAGAUUUAACUCCAGUUGUUGUUAAAGUACAGUACCCAGGGGUGGCAAACUCUAUUGACUCAGAUUUGAACAAUAUGUUGAUGAUUUUGACAGCUUCUUCGUUAUUACCAGCCGGAUUGUUUUUGGACAAGACAGUUGCCAAUGCUAGAGUUGAGUUGAAGUGGGAAUGUGACUAUAUUAGAGAAGCUCAAAAUUUAAUAAGAAUGAGGGAAUUUUUGAAAGAUGAUAAUGUGUUUGAAGUUCCAAGAGUUUUCCACAAUGCCUGCGGCGAGCAUGUUAUAACCAUGGAAAGAAUGAGAGGUACUGAGAUCGUCAAGGGAAAUUGGGACCAAUCUACUAAGAACUGGAUUGCCACCCAGAUUAUGAGAUUAUGUUUAUUGGAAAUCAAGGAGUUCAAGUUUAUGCAAACUGAUCCAAACUGGGCCAACUUCUUGUUCAAUGAAAAAACCAACAAGAUUGAGCUUCUAGACUUUGGGGCUGCUCGUGACUACAGUGACAAAUUUAUUGUCAAUUAUGUCAGAUUGUUGCGCGCUGCUGUCAAGAAGGACCACAAGAAGGUGGAGGAGUUGUCCCUUGAAUUGGGAUAUUUGACCGGAUUGGAAUCUCCUGCAAUGACCCAGGCCCAUGUUGACUCUGUUAUGUGUUUGGGUGAAGCAUUUUCCCCAAUUGACAACAAUGGUCAUCCAUUUAAUUUCACAAAGCAAACAAUUACCGACAGAGUUAAGGGAAACAUUGGUUUGAUGUUGAGUGAAAGACUAACCCCACCACCAGAAGAAACCUAUUCGCUACACAGGAAAUUGAGCGGUGUUUUCUUACUUUGUGCAAGGUUGAAUGCUACUGUCCCAUGUGAAGAAUUGUUUAGGGACAUUAUUGGUUACGAAGAUUAA